AUGCGAAAGCAUCUGCGUCGAGAUGGAAAAUAUUUCAAAAAUUGGCAGAACAGAGAAAGUCAAAGGAAAGUUUUAAAAUAUUAACGAAAAAAAAAUUGAAUAAUUCCGUAGAGUUUGGCAACCCUGAACUUGCAUCCCCAGGACCCAAGGGAGUUGUUAACAAUGGUACUCAGCCACGAUCCUUCGCUGCUAUAGCGAGUGGUAGUAAUGAGGACAAUGAGCAAAUUACUAUUGUGAGUGUUAUUGAUUGUGAACAAAGCCAAGGACAAAUUAAUACAGUUCUAGUUAAUGAUGAUGAAAGUAACAAAGGCGAGAGCGUAAAUGACCCGGGACCGCCGUCGAAUAAUACUGAUUGUUCAAAACAAAGUGAAAUAAUUAGAAGUUCAAAAACAAGUGAAAAUAAAAAUGAAGAGAGUUUAGCUGAUUCAAAGGAGUUUAUUGGCGUGGAACGGCGCAACACAAAACGAUUGUAUCUAGGUGGUGUUAAAGACGGGGUCCAAGCGAGCACUAUAAAAGAAUUUAUGCAGGGAAAAGGCGUUCAGCCGACUGUCGUACGAAUGAUGAAAAGUCGGCAAAGUGGCAACGUUGCUGCGCGUAUAAAUGUCAGAGCUUUAGAUAUUAAGGAGAUUCUUAAACCAAAUUUUUGGCCGAAAAAUGUAUACGCAAGGGAACGGCUCUCCAAAGAUAAAUGGGAAAAACGGUCAGUGAAAUCUGACAGAGAUCCAUCCAGAGAACCGCCUGCAUAA
Messenger RNA from Paramuricea clavata, 746 nucleotides. NCBI's taxonomy places the organism in Eukaryota, Metazoa, Cnidaria, Anthozoa, Malacalcyonacea, Plexauridae. The record is from the annotation of a GenBank genome assembly.